Molecule: messenger RNA, 1869 nt
Organism: Prionailurus viverrinus (fishing cat)
Lineage: Eukaryota; Metazoa; Chordata; Mammalia; Carnivora; Felidae
Gene: FTCD
Product: formimidoyltransferase cyclodeaminase
Exons: 14
Coding region: 133-1758 (541 amino acids)
Molecular function (GO): folic acid binding; transferase activity
Source: RefSeq, a predicted model, not a curated record
GUUAAUAAGCAGCCCGGCCCCCAUGGGAGGGCCCCGCCAGGUGGAUAAAGGCCCCGCCAGGCACUGCAGAGCACCGUCCCUCCUUCCCUCGGUCUGCCCUGUGAGAGGAGUACCAGAAUCGAGGCCCAGACCAUGUCCCAGCUGGUGGAAUGUGUUCCCAAUUUCUCCGAGGGGAACAAGCAGGAGGUGAUUGACACCAUCUCCCGAGCCGUGGCGCAGACCCCGGGCUGUGUGCUGCUAGAUGUGGACGCGGGCCCCUCCACCAACCGCACCGUCUACACCUUUGUAGGGCAACCCAAGGACGUGGUGGAGGGGGCCCUCAAUGCUGCGCGGGCUGCCUUCCGGCUCAUCGACAUGAGCCAGCACAAAGGGGAGCACCCUCGGAUGGGAGCCCUGGAUGUGUGCCCCUUCAUCCCGGUGAGGGGCGUCACCAUGGAUGAGUGUGUGCUCUGUGCCCAGGCCUUUGGCCAGCGACUGGCAGAGGAACUGGGUGUGCCGGUGUACCUCUAUGGGGAGGCGGCGCAGACAGCUGGUCGUCGGACCCUGCCAGCCAUCCGGGCCGGGGAGUAUGAGGCCCUCCCUGAGAAGCUCAAGCAGGCCGAGUGGGUGCCUGACUUCGGUCCCAGCUCCUUCGUCCCCAGCUGGGGAGCCACUGUCACAGGGGCACGGAAGUUCCUCAUUGCGUUCAACAUCAACCUGCUCAGCACCAAGGAGCAGGCCCACCGCAUCGCCCUCAACCUCCGGGAGCAAGGGCGCGGGAAGGACAAGCCAGGACGCCUGAAAAAGGUUCAGGGCAUUGGCUGGUACCUGGAUGAGAAGAACCUGGCCCAAGUGUCCACAAACCUCCUGGACUUUGAGGUCACAGCACUGCAUACGGUCUAUGAGGAGACCUGCAGAGAGGCCCAGGAGCUGAGCCUUCCGGUGGUGGGCUCACAGCUGGUGGGCUUGGUGCCUCUGAAGGCCCUUCUGGAUGCCGCUGCCUUCUACUGCAAGAAGGAGAAUCUCUUCAUCCUGGAGGAGGAGCACCGCAUCAGGCUGGUGGUGAACCGGCUGGGCCUGGACUCUCUAUCCCCUUUCAACCCCAAGGAGAGGAUCAUCGAGUACCUGGUCCCCAACAGUGGGCCUGAGCAGAGCCUGGUGAGCAAGUCUCUGUGUGCCUUCGUCCGUGAGGUGGGCGCCCGCUCGGCGGCCCCGGGGGGUGGCUCAGUGGCAGCGGCCAGUGCAGCCAUGGGUGCCGCGCUGGCCUCCAUGGCCGGCCUGAUGACCUAUGGGCGGCGCCAGUUUGAACACCUGGAUGCCACCAUGCGGCGCCUGAUCCCACCCUUCCACACGGCCUCUGCUGAGCUGACCACGCUGGUGGACGCAGACGCCCGGGCCUUCCAGGCCUACCUGGAGGCAACGAAGCUGCCCAAGGACACACCUGAGGACAGGGACAGGCGUGCGGCUGCCCUGCAGGAGGGGCUGAGGCAGGCGGUGGCCGUGCCCCUGGCGCUAGCAGAGAAGGUGGCCUCGCUAUGGCCCGCGCUGCAGGAGUUGGCACAGUGUGGAAACCUGGCCUGCCGGUCCGACCUGCAGGUGGCGGCCAAAGCCCUGGAGACAGGCGUGUUUGGGGCAUAUUUCAACGUGCUCAUCAACCUGAAGGAUGUCACCGACAGCGCGUUUAAGGAGCAGACCCGCCAGCACAUCUCCAGCCUUCUGCAGGAAGCCAAGACCCAGGCAGCGCUGGUGCUGGACCGCUUGGAGGCCCGGCAGGAGUGAGGACGCUGGAGACCUCGUGGGCUCUGCACCCCUCAGUGCCCCUCCCCCUUCCCAGAAGGGUCCAGCCUCGCCCGACAGCACAGGACAGCCUCCAGUCACCACCCCUGUGGG